Molecule: messenger RNA, 2073 nt
Organism: Acanthisitta chloris (rifleman)
Lineage: Eukaryota; Metazoa; Chordata; Aves; Passeriformes; Acanthisittidae
Gene: TTC12
Product: tetratricopeptide repeat domain 12
Exons: 21
Molecular function (GO): protein binding
Source: RefSeq, a predicted model, not a curated record
CGCGUGGAUGACAUCACCAAUUUACUCCAAGGCCUGAACUCCACAGACUCAGCUGUUGUAGAAAAGGCCAUUGCUGACACAGAGAAGAGGCUCCAUGACCAGGGGAGCAGCAAGGAGAUAAGGAAAGCUACAGUGAACAGAACAGUCAUCAACACACAACCUUCUGACACAGCCAAGGCAGAGGCAGUGGAUGCAGAAAACUUCCUGGCAGUGCUGGAAAAGGAUGCCAAGGAACGAGCUGAACGCAGGAGGAGGAAUGAACACUUGGCAAAUGCUCUGAAGGAGGAGGGGAAUGAUGCCUUCAGGAGAGGAGACUAUGCCUUGGCCAUCCAGAGGUACUCAGAGGGGCUGGAGAAACAGAAGGACAAGCAGGAGCUGUACACAAACAGGGCACAGGCCUACCUGAAGCUGCAGGAGUAUGAAAAAGCCAUUGGGGACUGUGAAUGGGCAUUAAAGUGCAGUGAGAGGUGCAGUAAGGCUUUUUUCCUGCUGGGGAAGGCUCACCUGGCACUGCAGCACUACUCUGAGUCCAGGCAGUGUUAUGAGAAGAUGCUGCAGAUUGAUCCUCAGAAGGAAAACCUAUUUAAAUGUUGUAUGAACGAGGUAAACCUGGAGGAGAAGAGGCUGAAGGAUGAGGAGAGAGCAAUGAAGGAGGCUCAGGGUGGCAGUGCUGCUGCUCUGUCCAUCCAGGAGCUGCUGCAGAGCCUUGGCACACCUGGGCAGGAGAUCCUCUGCUACACAGGAGGCCUCAGGCUCCUGGCAGGACUCGUGCAGGAUUGCACUGAGCAAACAUUAUUCAGGAUCAACAAAGGCUUCAGUGUGCUCCAAGCCAACGAGGCUGUCAGGAGGGCCUUCUGUGCAGAGAGGAAGAGCAGUGCUGAAGUGGAGCUGUCUGUGGCUCUCCUGCUCCUGUGGCAAGCUGUGUGUGCUGGGAAUGAGGUAAACCAACAUCUUCUGCUGACUGAGCCUGCUGUGAGUGCUCAGCUGCCAGAGCUGCUUUCCUCUGGGACACUGGAGAUCCAGAGGGAGACACUGGCACUGAUUGCUCUGUGCUCAGAGAAUGAGAGUGGCAGGAGGAUGCUGCUCAGGGACCAGGACCUAAGCAGAUGGCUGCAGCUCUUGCUGAUGUUUGUCAGGAGCACUGACACCAGGGCCAGCAGGGCCAUGAGCAUUCUGUCUGAUCUAAUGGCAGAGCAAAGGUUCAGAGCUCAGUGUCAGGUCAUGCUUUCCACAGAUGUUCUCCCCUUGUUCACCCAACUGCUGGUCUGUGCCAGGCAGGUGAACCAACCAGCCCUGGCCUGUGCCAUUGGCCUCAUGGGCAACCUGUGUGUGGGUGCAGCAGCUCGGGGGCAGCUGGCUGGGAGCAGAGAGUGCUGGCAAUCCUGCCUGGAGCUGCUGGAUGGAAGUCUCCAAGUCAGCACCCCCAGCUACCAGGAGUGUGUGUUUGCAGUGCUGGGCCUGAUGAUGAACUUGCUGCUAGAAUCCAAUGGGGUCAUCCAGGACUUUGCUGUGCCCAUCACUGCCAGGUGCCUGGCCCUGCUCAGCCAGCAGGAGGGAAGGAUUGUGACAAGAGCCAUUGGGGUGCUGAGCCGUGUCCUGCUGGUGUCCUCCUCGGCUGUGGGAGAAGCAGUGGAAGGAGGAGUGGUGAAGAAAAUGAUCAAAUUCCUCAAGGCUGGAGGACAGCUCACAGCCAGGUAUGGCAUAAAGACCCUCUGCAUCUGCACCAGAGGCAACAGACACGCUCAGGAAGAGCUGGUGAAGGCAGAUAAAAGGUUCGCUGUGCUGCUCAAGCUCUUGGAGUCAGAGGAUGAAAUGACAGUGGGGAAUGCUGCUCUCUGCCUCAGCCAGUGCCUUGCCAUUCCUGGAGCAGCCACAGCCUUGCUGAAGUCCAACGUGGUGCUGCUGCUGCUGAGACUUGCUGGGGGUGAUGCUGCUGGGGCCCCAGUUCAGGAGAACGCGGCGGUGGCUCUGGGGAAACUCUGCGUCUCCGAGCCGAGGCACAUGCAGCAGCUGAGGCAGCUCAAUGGCUUGGCCAUCCUGAACUCCUCCAUGAAACACGUGCACAGCAACUGA